This is a messenger RNA of Astrephomene gubernaculifera, 1492 nucleotides long. NCBI's taxonomy places the organism in Eukaryota, Viridiplantae, Chlorophyta, Chlorophyceae, Chlamydomonadales, Astrephomenaceae. The record is from the annotation of a GenBank genome assembly.
GAGAAGUAAUAUCUGCAUCGUCUUAUAGUUAUCAUCCAGCUAGACACGGUCCACGGAAAUGCUUGCUUGCAAGUCGCUCGCGCAUCGUGUGGCUCACGGGGACAGGCGUGGCGUCGCGUCCCCGCAUGUUUCCCACGGUCUGAAACACGCAAAGCCCCGGUCGCGGUUCAUGGCUCCACCCCUCGCCGCCUUCACAUCCGACAAUCCAGUUCGCCAGACGCUAUCCCAGGUCGCCAGCAACGUCUACAAGGUAUCCGCCAUGUUCUCGCAGCCAGAGCCAGGUUUGACUCCUCUAUGGGCCGCGGUCAAACGCCUGGAUCUGUCAGCUGUCAAAGCGGCUUUAAACUCCGGCGCCAGUCCAGACGAGCGGGACGCCACCUCUGGCGACACUCCCUUGCUCAUGAUUGCCCGAGCAGGCCACUACAAGUACCCGCCCAGCGAGAUCCCCGCGGCACUGGUGCGGGCAGGAGCCGACCUGGAGGCGCGAGACAAGGCGGGGUUGACUGCGCUGCAGAUAUCGCUGCUGUCCGGCUGGCAAAACAUUGCGGAGCUGCUCAUCAGCUCCGGUGCCAGUACGGCAGGGGUGGCGGAGGUGAAGCCGCGGCUGACCUGUCCCGACUGCAAGCGCCUGGUAGCCAAGUAUAACCUGUAGUGACUAACGACCCGUGAUGCAUGAAUGGUUUCGGAGGCGUGGAUACAUGGUCCUGAGGGCGCAGCCGAGCUACAACCUGCCUAUAAGGAGGGUGGGUAGGGGAUUGUACUACCUGCCAUAGUUUGGAUGGAGAAACCAUAAGGCCGGCUAACCGAGAUGUGUGUCUAGGCUGAUGGUUGGGCACAAGUGCGACAUGUGGUGGUACUGCUGGCCUGGGUAGGGAAUGAAUGGCAAGGAUUGGCUGGGUUACGAGCCACAAGCUCAGGACCUGGGUAUGGCCGGUUUGGGAAACGAACAUGCAGGUGCAAGCUGCAAGGGUGGAUGGGUGUAUCAAUUGGUUCGGGUGGUUAGGGCAAGCCAGGAAUGCACGGCGGCGUUUGGUAACUGAAUAGCCAGUAGUUAGUUGGGACUUGCAAUAUGCAUGAGGGAGGGUUGAACAGCACUUCGGGUGUACGUCAAACUGCCGCAGGGAAGGAAAGCGCUGUACUGGUAUGUAUCUAGGAGCAACUUGAAACCCGUGGUGGCCAUAACAGUAAUUACGGUAUUCGUGAAUUUCACGUUACUGCUUUGGGAAUAAUGAGCCUGUUGGAAAGCAUGGUGCGGCCCCGUUGAUAGGUGAAAUAUGAGGGACGCAGCGUGCUGAGGGGAAUCGGUGUGCAGGAUCGGUGAAGCACGGGCGAACACGGGCAAGAACAGGAGCAGGCCGAGGAGCGGAAGAAGCAGCAUGUUAGUUGCUCCUUGGCGUUGUUCAUUGUCCCUGCCGAGGCGAUGAAGAGGAAGAGAGCAAUGUGAUUGCAACACAAGUUUACACAAUAGACCAAGGAGUUGUCUGAUGUCGGG